UGUCUAUUCUUCCCUCACAGGAACCAUGUCUGCAGUUUAUCUCGUCCUCCUCCUGCUGCCGCUGAUCUCAGCUCAGACUUAUCACUGGGGUCCCUGUCCCAGUCCAGCAGUUCAGCCCAACUUUCAACUUGAGAAGUACCUGGGCAAGUGGUAUGAGAUAGAGAAGCUUCCUACAUCGUUUGCAAGAGGAAAAUGCAUCGAGGCAAACUACUCCUUGAGGAAAGAUGGAACUAUCCGAGUGCUGAACGCCCAGAUAGAAAAAGAUAAGCUGAGCACAGCAGAAGGAACAGCUGUGGUUCGCGAUAUGAGGGAGAGGGCCAAACUGGGAGUCAGCUUCUCAUACUUCACCCCCUACAGCCCAUACUGGGUCCUCACCACCGACUACACCAGCCUGGUUGUGGUUUACUCCUGCAACGACAUCUUCCGUCUGUUCCAUGUAGAUUUUGCCUGGAUCCUCUCACGGUCACGCUCUCUGCCUGAGGCGACGGUACACUACGCCAAAGACCUGCUUACCAAAGAAGGAAUCGACAUCAGUAGAAUGAGGCCCACUGAUCAGAGCUGCACAGACCUCUUUUGAAUACCUGAUAAUCCCUGCAGAGAGAAUCAGAUCCAGAACGCUCAUGUCAAACUAGUCCUGUUCAGAAAGUCUGCUUUUUGAAAUGCAGAACAGAAGUGUAACCAGCAGUUGUAUACAAUGUGAUUUAAUAGAUAUUUCAUGAAGAACAGUAAUAACUGUUUUUGUGAUGAUGUAGGCUUUAUAUAUUUUUCUAUCUAGUCUCUUUGAAAUUAUUAAUCGACCGGAAAGGAAGUUACCGUAUAUAUGUGAUUAAGAGCUAAGCUAAUUAAAGGGUGUUGUUUAUUGCACUGUAAGAGUGUGAGUUAGAAUAUCUGUCAUGAUUAAUAAAUAAUGCACAAUC
This is a messenger RNA of Cyprinodon variegatus (sheepshead minnow), 917 nucleotides long. It is a transcript of the gene apodb, whose product is annotated as apolipoprotein D-like. The transcript is spliced from 4 exons. Gene Ontology annotation, biological process: tissue regeneration; brain development; lipid transport. The record is from RefSeq and is a predicted model, not a curated record. NCBI's taxonomy places the organism in Eukaryota, Metazoa, Chordata, Actinopteri, Cyprinodontiformes, Cyprinodontidae. Gene Ontology annotation, molecular function: lipid binding. Bases 26 to 577 code for a protein of 183 amino acids.